Molecule: messenger RNA, 1742 nt
Organism: Exophiala dermatitidis NIH/UT8656
Lineage: Eukaryota; Fungi; Ascomycota; Eurotiomycetes; Chaetothyriales; Herpotrichiellaceae
Product: FK506-binding protein 2
Exons: 2
Coding region: 319-735 (138 amino acids)
Biological process (GO): protein peptidyl-prolyl isomerization
Molecular function (GO): peptidyl-prolyl cis-trans isomerase activity
Source: RefSeq, a predicted model, not a curated record
CAUUUGCUUGCUUAAAAAGUCAGUCUGCAUCAAACAUUUUCUCCUUCGUUGCUUUCAAACCCUUUGAUAAUGGCAAUCAACAAGAGUGAAAGGAAGUAAAAGUUGAUUGAAGUUCAAGGUGAACAACAAAAAAGGGAAGACGUCAUUCUAUUUUGCAACUUCAACUGUAUCUCCAACUUGAACGUGCCACAUCGCCUUGCUCGCCUGUGGAUUUAUUUACAGAUUACUUGGAUAAAGCGACUGAUUCCUUCCACAUCGCCAUCUGAACCUUCUGUCCUGACUUCAAGAAAUCCCUCCAUAUUACUGUUUGAUCCGACAAUGAAGCUCCUUCCAACCCUCCUCGCAGCCGCGCUCUCGCUUACCCACCUUGCUUCUGGAACUCCCAGCGGUCUGGAAAUCGAAUACCUGACGCCCGAGAUUGAGUGCACACGCAAGACAACCAAGGGAGAUCAAAUCGAGGUACACUACCGUGGGUCCUUACAAAGCACCGGCGAGGAAUUCGACUCCAGCUAUUCGCGGGGCCGGCCUUUGCCUUUCAAACUGGGCGCAGGGGCUGUCAUUAAGGGCUGGGACGAGGGCCUUCUUGACAUGUGCAUUGGCGAGAAACGGAAGUUGACGAUUCCCCCUGAGUUGGGUUACGGCGAGAGAGGCAUCGGACCGAUUCCGGCCAACAGUGUGCUGGUCUUUGAGACGGAAUUGGUGGGGAUCAAGGGUGUCAAGAAGGAUGAAUUGUGAAUGAUGGAGAAAGAGAUGACUUGUGAUGUUGUUUACAAGUGACAAUGUCCAUAAAAAGGCUAGGAGGGUGGACGGACGAGAUAUGUCAAGACAGAACACGGGGAGCCUUUCGCGGACUUAGUCUUUCACACGGUCAAAGUCGAUGGCCGGCACUGAAAAGCAUUUGAAACGCCUCGAGCAAAGCAGUCUACAGUCCCGUCCAGACUCGCAUCAUUCAAUAUGCCGAAUUUGUCUCUUCUAGUACAGCAAUCCUGCGAACACAAAAUCAAAAGUCUUUCAAUCCAUGUCGUCUAGCCCACCACUUGUAUCAUCUGUUUCUUCUUCAUCGCCAACUAAGAUCCCUACCAAGCAUUCACUAAGCAUGCCGUCCCAGUUCACCCAUGGAUGCACCUCCAUGAACAGCUUGACGGAAUCUUUGCCCGCGCCUCUCAUAAGCUCGCCUGCCCCUCCAGGAUGGAAUGGAACGUACGGUGUGAUAUUAUAUACCCUUCCAUUAUAGACUGUCCAGGCAUCUCUUCCUUUUCUCCCAUUCUGCAUCUUCAGCCGUGCCGGGGUCACUCGCAUCAGGUUCUCUGGAGCGUCUUUGCCCCUUAGGCGACUGUUGGGGUUGGAUGUGAGGGCAGCCCAAUCAAGCGGUGAAUGGCCCGGCUCUAGGACGACCUUUUGGGAGACUUGCUUACCCGGCGGCAUGAUAGAAGAGGUUGGCGCCAUGGAUGCGUUGGAGAGGACUUUAGUGGGAGGUACGCGCAGUGAAGCCGCUGCGGAGGGUGGUGGACGCAUGAAGCCAUUGCCAGGUCGAGGUGGAGCUGCGAAACUUGCAGGCUUCAAUCGCGGUGGACUUGAAGACCUGGGCUUGAUAGAUGGUGGUGGCAGCGCGGGCUUCAACGACGCUUGCGGCGUCUCCAACCGUUUUGCAGGCUCUUCCUCCAUCGCGUGUACACCUGCGCUGAUACUCUUUCCUGUUUCCGGAAGCCUUGUGUGAACCUGAGAGACCUCUUUGAACACCG